Stegodyphus dumicola is the source of this 868-nucleotide messenger RNA. RefSeq lists its product as uncharacterized. Gene Ontology annotation, cellular component: membrane. The record is from RefSeq and is a predicted model, not a curated record. Lineage: Eukaryota; Metazoa; Arthropoda; Arachnida; Araneae; Eresidae.
ACCAAAUAAAUCGGUUUCGAAUGUAAAUGUUAUAUCACUGUGUUUGCAAACAUGAUACGUAAAACGAGGUAUUUAUAUUUUGACGGGUUUUUAAUAUUUAACUGAUGUUAGAAUGCACAGAAAACUGAUACUAUUAUAGAUCUGACAUGAAGACUUAAACUUUAGCCAUGGCAGAAGAUACGGCAUCAGAAAACAAGCAGGAAUCGAGCAGUAAAUACUCAGAGAGACGUAGUGAUGCUGAAUCUGCAAAUACAGGUCCAUCCGGGCUUGAAAACAACGAACUGGAAUCUACCUUGUCAGUUAGAGAUCUUUUUGACUGGAAUCCGAAUUACUUCAAACAUACACGAGGAAUCAUCAACGUUAUAACUCUCGUAUUAAAUCUAAUAAUUCUUAUAAUGAUCUCUGUUGCCUGCCAGUUGUAUACAACUCGAAAGUUACCAGAAUAUUUCUUGUGUUAUCCGGCGGAUACAUUCCUGUUUGUUGUCGCUUGUAGUUCCUUUACUAAUGCUACUCUUCUCGUCUUUUGUUGUGUGCUAUCAAGCAAAACCAACCAAGUGCUCUAUAAUACAUCAUAUGAAAUAGGCUAUUAUGCUGUGUACUGUGUGCUUUAUUUCGCUUCUGGGGUAGGCCUAGUUUCCAAUGUGAUUAACAGGAAUAAAGGACAUGUUACUCUCGAGCCUCAUUAUACGACAACAUUAGCUGGAGGAAUCAUUGGAAUAAUAAACUGCUUGUUGUAUGGAGCAAGUGCUGUAUGGUUUGUUAUCUGUCACCUGUAAAUGCAUUCAUUUACUGUGUAAACUUUUACAUUUGAAAAGGUUUUUAUAUCUUGUACAACAUAUAACAAGACAAAUACAUCUAUUAAAACUGA